Messenger RNA from Plodia interpunctella (Indianmeal moth), 2807 nucleotides. RefSeq names its product tubulin glycylase 3A-like. NCBI's taxonomy places the organism in Eukaryota, Metazoa, Arthropoda, Insecta, Lepidoptera, Pyralidae. Gene Ontology annotation, cellular component: microtubule cytoskeleton; axoneme. The transcript is spliced from 6 exons. Gene Ontology annotation, biological process: cilium movement; protein polyglycylation; cilium assembly. Bases 173 to 2782 code for a protein of 869 amino acids. The record is from RefSeq and is a predicted model, not a curated record. Gene Ontology annotation, molecular function: protein-glycine ligase activity, initiating.
AGGUUUCUGCUCUAGGACUUCCGAGCAGACAUCAGAAAAAUAAAUUUUGCUUCAUGUAAUACCAGCCUUUCAGGAAGUCUCUUGUAUUCGCAAGCUAUUCACCGACCAAGAACCAAAUAGACAUGUAUAAAAAGUUUACCUUUAGAUUUUAAAAUAAUGACUUGAUGCAAUAAUGCCGUUAAAAAAGCGACAUACGGCGGGAAAGAAAAAGAAAACCUCUGUGCCAAUUAAGUCAUAUCCAAAACCAGAGGGGAGUGUAGCAUCCACUCCUCCUUCGCCAGAGCCUGAAAUUACCGUAAAGACCAUCCGAACCAAAAGCUAUGAUAAAAGCGGCGUCGCACGAUUAUAUUCUCCUUUCAAUAGGUUCGGCAGCCCGAGGGCAGGUGAUAAACUGUCGAAUCCCUACAAAAGCAUUUACAAACCGUCGGGACUCUCUCCCAAAGAGAAGAGCUACGUCAUAUCCAGUUGCCAAACGCGCACCAACCGAUAUAUAAAACUUAAAGCCCUCGCAUAUAACGCUAUGAAUUGUAACAAAAUAUUCUCAAUAUAUGGCAGUUGUAAUGCUGUCAGAGAUGCAUUAUUGGAACGCGGAUGGGUUGAAAAAAUACCACCGAAUAAAAUGAACCUAUCUAAAAUAAGAAAUGGAAAGUUUCAAAAUAAAUCCGAAGUACACGGGGAGCUAGAAAGACUACUACUGUCUAAUCUAGUCGAAAAAGCGAGCCCAAAUUUUGUGUGGAAAACAAAAGAUGAGAAUCAUGAAUUAAUAAUUGAUAUGAAAAAUGAAAACUACACUAUGAUAAAUAAAUUAAAAAUCGAUGCAUUGUGGACUUCAAAACAAGGUCUUUGUUCUUCGAUAAAAAGGAAUUAUUGGUUUAAUAUCGAUGAAAUAGCUGAAAUGAAUUGUCCUCGAACAUACAAUAGUAGUGAGGUCGGUGAAAUCGAAGAUUUCGUAAAAGAUUAUAAAAUGACAGCGUGUACAAGUUUGUUGAAGUGGGUGCUGUCCAUGGUAGCCAACAAAAGGCCUGUAUUUCUGGAAACAGGGAAUGUGUCCUUAAAUGUAAUAGUUUUUGCGUUGAAUAGAUGUAAAGAAUAUCUAUUUAGGAAACAAAAUAAGGACAUCGACCAUCCUAUCAGCUCCAAACCAGUCAGUUCAGGCCAAUGGAAUUCGUUUCUAAAAAAGUAUUAUCGUAUUAUCGAAAAGGAGGAAGUCUUUGAACUGGACCAUGAAAAUAGGUUACCUCUUUAUUUGGGUUAUGCUAAAAUUUUGUUGCAAGAGAUUCACAAAUAUCGACCCCAGUUGAGCUGUGAAGGCUGUCAUAACAUUUGGAUCAUUAAACCGGCCAAUUGUUCUAGGGGCCGUGGAAUAAGGAUGGCUUCCAAACUAGGCGUUAUGACAAACUUGUUAAAUAAGAUUAAUAAUAAAUACGUCAUUCAAAAAUAUAUAGAAGAACCGUUGCUGAUACACGACACUAAAUUCGACAUAAGGCAAUAUUAUCUGGUGACCAGCACAUACCCCCUGAUAAUUUGGUGUUACAAAGAAUGCUACUUGAAAUUUAGCUCCCAAAAAUAUAGCCUCAAGAAUUACCAUGAAUCGAUACAUCUGACAAAUAAUGCUGUACAAAGAAAAUACAAAAACUGUUUGGGACGACACAAAGAUCUUCCUCAGCAAAAUAUGUGGGAUCUAGAUACAUAUAAGGAAUAUUUAAUAAAGAUCGGGCAAGACCAAUCGUGGGAUAACAUUAUAUACCCUGGAAUGAAAAAAUCUAUCAUUGGAAUUAUGUUGAGCUGCCAAGAUUCUCUUUCCGUUAGUAAGAAUCGUUUCGAAAUGUAUGGCUGUGAUUUCAUAUUAGACAAAGGAUACAGACCUUGGCUGAUUGAGAUCAAUUCUUGUCCAGAUUUGAACCACACAACUUCGGUUACAGCAAAAAUUUGUCCCGCCGCCAUUUCUGAUAUCAUUAAAGUGGUAAUAGAUAAUGCUGCGAAUCCAAGAGCGCCAACUGGAAAUUUUGAAUGCAUAUACCGACAACCCAUGACGAUACCCCGAUACGUCGCUGCAGCCGAAUUGUUCGUCAAAGGUUACGCGCUCCCAAACGAAUACUUCUAUAAAGGAAAUGUUGAAAUUAAGGAGUCUUAUGAAGACCCAGAUAUAGGUAGAGAACGUAACUUGAAAUCAGUUCUGCAGAAGUUAAAACGGUACUAUGAUGUUGAUAUUACGACGGAUCCGGAUGAGAACCUAGAAUACAACAUUACGAUUAAAAAUGAAAGCACUCAUGUGACUGAAUCUAAGAUGGAGAAGUCUGAUAUGAAUGAAUCUGAGACUGAGACGUCAGUAGCUACCAUCAUCACCGACCACAUACGUGACCUGACGGAUAAGAUCACUUCGGAGCACUCUAUCAGUAAUCCGUCAGGAUCGACCGAGGCGGCCAUAUCUACCUCAACGAUAAAUGUAAAGAAAUGCAUUCGAAAAUCUCGUCUUGAAAUGAAAACUAAUCAAAGCGUAAAGAGCGACACCACUAUUGAUUCUUUACUUAGGAAGUCCUGCAGUCACGUUGACUGUGGAUUGAAGAAAUCAUUCAGCUUCAGUAAAUUAGAUGAUGGACCCUGCGGAAAAGCCAGCUACUUCGAUAUGAUCGAUUUCAUGACUUUCCCCAAUGAAAAUAAUUUUGUAGUAUGUAAAAAGCGCGAUCUUACAAAACUAAGUCCGUCGGGGCUAAAUAUUGCAGAAGCAGCGUUGAAAAUGAUGUUUUUUAUGAGUAAAAAAGAAAAAGAGUAUUGUUGCUAAAAAUAAAUCAUCAUGAAUUACGUAA